AUUAAUCCGUGUACCAAAUUUCAGCUUCCUAGCACUAUUUUGAAAUUUUGGCGCAUAAUACCCCACUCACUUCCAUGACCCACACAGGUCAGCCGAUUGACCGGUGGGGGUGGACUUAACUCCUACUUUGUCUAGCACACAUGUGUGCAAAACUUGAACUCGAUCAGCCAUCGUGUCUCGGACGUAUACACAUGACGAUUCUAUAAACCCUGGCUCGGGCUAAAAAGUCAUGUGUUCUCGUGGUCAGUGGAAAGGGGGAGUCCGUUUAUUUAUGAAGGGUUUUAUGGCUUGACAAAUGUGAGGUGAGGUAAUGGAUGGAAAUCUUCAGUUGGGUUGAUGUAAGAGAGAAAGCCAGAGGGACGUUGUGGGAGGGAGAUUGAUAAUGUGUAUACGAAGCAGCAGCCUGCGUGUGUCCGACAAGAUAGCCUUCAUCAAUUCUAUGGCCCAUUUUUGCAGUCCUCCCCUCUCCUGAAUAAUCCUGAUAUGCAGAGGCCGAACAGCCAAAUAAAAUGAAUCACUGGGACCCACCACAACACAAAAUACUCGUACACAUAUUUGCAAAAUGGUCUGGAAUUACUACUGCACGACUACACAUUCUAUCGCCGAGCUCGAAACCUCUAAAAUGUAUUUUCCAGUAACGCAAGUCUUCCUGGACCUUGUUUUUCUGGACUGAUUUUUGACACAAGCGUUUUGUAUCUUUUCUUCAAAUUUAUUUUAAAAAUUGAAGAAAACCUGCAUACAAAUAACGCUUGAAUUGUAAACUGUGAGAGACAUGGGAUGGUUCCCUGGGCACUACUUAAGUAACAAUAGCAGCACAUUUGACAGUUGGCUAAGUAUGCACGUUGGGCGUAUUAAGUAGUCCGUACCAUCAUCAUCAGCAAGAAUGUGCACACACACAACACACACGCUUAUGCUUCACGACGGAGAAAGGAGAGCGUUAGAGGAAGGGUGGUUCCUCUCCGGGCAUCGCAGUUUCACCCGAAGAGAAAGCAGCAAUCUGUGCUCACUUGUAGAGUUUCUUCCCGUCUGUCGACACACCAUCACCGUCGUCGCGUCCUUGUCUCUCCUCGGGCACAACAAUCUCACAACAACCCAUUUCACAAGACUUUCUCAACCUGCACCAUUAGCUCCAAUUGCACUUUUGAUCACUCCUGGCUGUAUCAAGAACUUGUUGAAACUGAGACAAUAAAAAGCUCAAUAGUUCAAACAGAUCCUGAGGAUUAACGAGGUCCUGACAGAUUCGCCAUCUCCCUAUUUCUCACAUCACCCCUUUACUAGUCUGAACGUCUAAUUUCCUUCAUUUAGGAGGAUUAGUCAUCACUGAUUUGAACGACGCAGAGUUGACAAACCAGACUCGAAGGAAUUACGAACUAGUUGGGAUUUAGAGCAUAAUCCAAGAUGAGUUCAUGUCCAAGUGGAGGGCGAUCGAGAUCAAGGAAUUCAAGCAUGAAAACACUUUGUCUGGUGACAUUAUUACAGCUACUUCAAACAAGUGACGUCCAAUGUGCUACAGAGAACUUCCGCAGUCCUGCAGCAUAUGAUUACACGGAUGAAUUGGGUCGUUCGACGUCGAGGGAAGCAUUCAUCCCUUCAAUCUCAUCCCAGAUUGGCUACAACCCUGACGUAGGCACCGUAGAAGAUUUACAGAAACGUCACUUGGGAUCCGUUGUCGCUCUUUCUGGAGGCAAGGACAAGCUACUUCUACCACGUCAGUUGACACCCGAGAUGUUGAAACGCCAUUUGGGCUCAAUCGUUGCGGCAUCAGCAACAGGAUCAAAGCAGAAACAAAUUUUAUCCCAAAUGGAAAAGAGGUAUUUGGGAUCUGUGUUGUCCAAGUCAGGAUUUGCAUCAAAUUCCGCACGACAGCGAUCAGGGUCUUCUGAUGAAAGUUUAACCAAAAGCAAACGACACUUGGGUGCAAUGGCGAAAAUAAAUUCCAAACCAUUCAAACGUACUCGUGAAUUUGACGAUACCGAAUCUGGAGAAAUCUCGGAUGACCUUUUUUACGACUACCCCGUCGACAUUAAUAACCGAGUUGAUGGGGAUUCCGAUGGGUUUCAGGAUAGCAAUGUUGUUUCCAUCAAGACCAAACGAUUCCUUGGAUCACUUGCAAGAGGGGGAUGGUUUCCGAGACAGUUCAGAGGAUUUACGGCAGAGAAUCCAUACGACAAGAGGCACGUUGGAUCUGCUGCACGAGUUGGUUGGCUUCCUCUUUCGAAAUCUGAUCGUGAUUAUUUUGGCGAAGGGACAGGAUUUAAAAGGAACAUCCAGUCUGUGAAGCAAAUUCAGUACGCAGCUCCAGUGAAUACAUGGGGCUGGGGAAGGCAACGGGAAAAGAGAUCAAAUACGAUCUCUUAUUAAGAACAAGAACCAGAAUUUCAUCAUUUUAUCUUUGUACCUUUUGAUGGUGUGGUGCUUUAUGCUUUUCGUGAUCCACUUUUCAUGUAGGCGUAUGAAUGAGAGUGACAGCAUUGUUUCAAGAAUUGCUUAAUUUGAGUGAACAAAAUUAACUCUUGACUCUACACAUGUAAUUACACGUAGUUGUAAGUAGUGAAGUAGAUUAAAUUUUGCUCGUGAAACCGUGUCGAAGUAGGAUACCCAUCAUACAUACAAACUUACAUAUAAUAAAUAUAUACAAUCCAAAUUGAACCUUUCUGGAUUAAUUGAGUAAAAUUAUAUUAAGGUGACUCAAUAAAUAAAGUAAUUUGAUGCGCCUCAA
Molecule: messenger RNA, 2719 nt
Organism: Folsomia candida
Lineage: Eukaryota; Metazoa; Arthropoda; Collembola; Entomobryomorpha; Isotomidae
Exons: 3
Coding region: 1399-2361 (320 amino acids)
Source: RefSeq, a predicted model, not a curated record